CGCGACUUAUAUAGUAGUUGAGUAAGAACCAGGUGUACACAGUGGUGAGCAAGAUGGCGGCUUUGUACAUCGUUGGGGUGCUCGCAGUCCUUGGAUUAGUCCAGGGAGGAUUUGACUCUGAUGUCGUGAAUAUCGAAAGCCUUCGUAAUGGAGGUGAAAGGAUCGUAGGUGGGUGGGAGGCGGAGGACGGCCAGUUUCCGUACACCGUCAGCAUCCGUAUGGUGGGUGCCACCGGCGGCGUGGGUGCGUGCACCGGCUCCGUGCUCAACAACCAGUGGAUCCUCACUGCCGCUCACUGUCUCGCCAGGCGCUUCACGUACGUGGUCCGCGUCGGCCUGACCAACAUCACCCUCCCAGAGUACAUCAUCGACCGGGAGAGAGACUCCGCCGUCAUCCACGAGACCUACAACCACGACACCACAGCUGUGCAGACCCAUGACAUCGGGUUACUUGACCUUGGCAUCUCCAUCCCCUAUAGUGAAACCAUCCAGCCUAUCAGAAUCCAGAGCAGCAAAAGGCAGCAACUGGAAUAUGGUAACCUCCAGCUUAUACUCAGCGGGUACGGCCGUACCGACGACUGGUGGGCAGGUGGUAUCGUCCCCGAGGUUCUGUACUGGGUGUACCAGCGCGGCAUCACGCAGGCGGAGUGCUUCACCUGGUACCCCAACAGCCAGACCAUGGGCCCCUUCACCAUGUGCUCCCAGUACUACAAUAACACCAACCAAAACGCCUGCACUGGUGACAGCGGUGGCCCCCUCACCGUGGUCGAUGUUGACGGACAGGUGACGCAAGUCGGCAUCAUGAGCUUCGGAUCACAGCGCGGCUGUAACACCACUCACCCUCAAGGCUUCGUCCGUCCCGACAUGUACCAGGACUGGAUUGAGAAGCACACCGGCAUUAGCUUCGACUGGGACUCCGAGGAGCUGGAGACCACCUACGGCAAGAAGCUCCAACCUAUUGAGGAUUAUUAAUAAACUUACUACUAAUUAUAGUA
Molecule: messenger RNA, 994 nt
Organism: Trichoplusia ni (cabbage looper)
Lineage: Eukaryota; Metazoa; Arthropoda; Insecta; Lepidoptera; Noctuidae
Product: collagenase-like
Exons: 8
Coding region: 54-971 (305 amino acids)
Biological process (GO): proteolysis
Molecular function (GO): serine-type endopeptidase activity
Source: RefSeq, a predicted model, not a curated record